Molecule: messenger RNA, 1146 nt
Organism: Drosophila busckii
Lineage: Eukaryota; Metazoa; Arthropoda; Insecta; Diptera; Drosophilidae
Product: mitochondrial carrier homolog 2
Exons: 1
Coding region: 72-1061 (329 amino acids)
Source: RefSeq, a predicted model, not a curated record
AGGAAAUGUUUGUUUGUCGGUAGUUAAUGAUAAGUUAAGUACGUAGUGAAUACCUAAAAGUAUAAGCUAUAAUGUAUAUGUUGCAACAACAGCAAACCGACUUGCUGCAACAGCAGCAGCAGCUUGACGAGAGCGUGGAUCUAGACAGUCAUGAUAAUGAUGAUGAGCUGCCAGUGGAGAAGGACUCGGAUGACUAUGAGGUAUUUCAGCCAGAGCCGCCAAGUGAGCUGUGCCGCUUUCUUCUACGCAUGAGCUUGUCCGCCUUGAUGCAUCCCUUCGAGUACGCCAAGGUAUUAAUGCAGCUGGGCCAUGAGCCAUUGCCCGCAACUGUAGGCAAAAAUUUGCUGGGCAAGCCGACCAUUUAUCUGCCCAGUUUCUAUCAGUACUUGGGCUAUAUGAAGCGCAUCGACGGCAUGCUGGGCUUGUAUCGUGGCUUGGCUGCCCGUGUGCUCAGCUGCGCCAGCUCAAGCUUCUUCGCUGAAAGGUUCAUGAACUGCUUGCUGCCAUAUCGAGCUGAGUCUGAGAAGGGGCGAACAUUGGGCGAGUUCGCCUGGAACUUGCUGCGCAAUGGACUGAUUGUCAGCACUGGCGUGCUAGUCUCGCAUCCGUUCAAUGUCAUCUCAGUGCGUCAAAUGGCGUCAGUUGUGGGUGGCGAGUUGGCUUACACAAGCUUCAAAGGCAGCGUGCAGGAGAUCUUCAAGCAGAGCGGGCUGCGUGGCUUCUACGUUGGCUUUGUGCCACAUUUAGUCUACGAUCUGGCUGUCCUUGUGCUCACCAGCAGCGUCGACGGCAUUUGCCAGCACUGGCUGCCGCUGAAGCCGGAGCAGCGUCAAUACAACUCGGCACUGCUGCAAUUCGCUGCCGUGCUGCUUUUCUAUCCGCUGCAAGUGGUAAGCACCUGCAUGUGCUGCUCUGGGUCCGGCAUGGCCGCUGGCGCGCCGCCCUGCAUGCCCAUCUAUGCCAAGUGGAGUGACUGCCUCAUGGACCUGCUGGCACGUGGACAGCACAAUCGUGGCGCCUUCAUCUAUCGCCGCACGCUGCCCAAAAUGUACAUGUCCUGAAUUGAAUAAAUUGUAAUUGUGUGUAAGUGUGUGUGUGUGUGUGUGUGUGUGUGGGACCAACUAAAAAUAAAGAUCUUACCACAAG